Messenger RNA from Saccharomyces paradoxus, 333 nucleotides. It is a transcript of the gene BOL1, whose product is annotated as Bol1p. Lineage: Eukaryota; Fungi; Ascomycota; Saccharomycetes; Saccharomycetales; Saccharomycetaceae. Bases 1 to 333 code for a protein of 110 amino acids. The record is from RefSeq and is a predicted model, not a curated record. The transcript has a single exon.
AUGUUCAAGAGAGCAAUGAGCACAGAUGGUCCCGUGGCACGUACCAUCCUGAAGAGACUGGAACGUGGUUUUCCAGAUUACAAAAACUUUGCAUUUGGCCUCUAUAACGACUCUCACAAGCAUAAGGGCCAUGCUGGUGUGCAGGGGAAUGUCUCUGCUGAGACACAUUUCCGAAUCGAGAUGGUUAGUAAAAAGUUUGAGGGUCUAAAACUUCCACAACGCCAUCGUAUGGUUUAUUCUCUCUUGCAAGACGAGAUGGCGCAGACGAACGGUAUCCAUGCUUUACAAUUAUCACUAAAGACCCCACAGGAGUAUGAGUCCAAGGCCAAAUAG